Molecule: messenger RNA, 1785 nt
Organism: Lactuca sativa (garden lettuce)
Lineage: Eukaryota; Viridiplantae; Streptophyta; Magnoliopsida; Asterales; Asteraceae
Gene: HCF243
Product: Serine/Threonine-kinase pakA-like protein
Source: RefSeq, a predicted model, not a curated record
AUGAAGAUCUCAUCCAAAUCCAUCUUGAGCCCAGGUCGAGCUGGGGUAGCUCGAGACCCACCAAACUCCCUCUCAACCUCGCUCAGUCGCAGGCUCAGAAACAGUGGCAGCAUCAAGGGCGGCGCGUCGCCGGCGAUGUUCCCCACCACCGCCAAAAAGAGAGGCAGUUUCGAGAACCCGGAACCCUCGUCACCUAAAGUCACCUGCAUUGGUCAAGUUAGGGUGAAGAGCAAGAAAAAACAAGCGAAAAAACUCAGAACAUUAUCAAGAAGACACAGCGCCGGCGAGGUUAGUUUCAGAAACUUAGAACACCCCCACAACGGGUUUGCUUCAAAAACUCAAAAUCUCAAUGGAAGUUUAAAUCUUGGCUCAAAUGCUACUCAUCAAAAUCAAAAUCAAGAAUAUUCGCCGCCGCAGAGGAGUUGGGUUCAUUUUCCGGUGACAAUUUGUGAUGCUUUAAGAGCACUUGGAUCGGAGUUCAGCUGCUUAUUUCCUUGCCGGAAAGACGAGAAGACGGUGUCGACACAAGAGGGUAACCGUCAAGGUUGUGCAGUGUUUGCACGGUGGCUGGUAGCGGUGCAGGACGGAGAUGGAGGUGGUCAGAGAGACAUCGAACUGGUUGUCGGAGAAGAAGAACAGGAAGAAGAAGAAGAAGAAAUUGUUGUUAAGAAAUCAAGACGACAUGUGUUUGAAGAUCUAGAGAUUAUAAACGACAGGAUCGAAGGCCAUAAAGACGAAGCAAGAGUAAGCAUUUGCGUUCCACCAAAAAAUGCUUUGUUGUUGAUGAGAUGCAGAUCUGACCCCAUGAAACUCGAAGCUCUCACACAUCGAUCUUGGGAACCAACUGUUGCUAAAAAUGAAGAAGACGACGAAGAACUUGUUGACCAUGAACAUCAAAUCGAACAAGAUUUAAAGGAUAUUCAGCAAGUCAUGAGUGUGGAUCAAGAACAAGAAACUGUACAACUUGAUGAAGCUAUUCAAGAUGAAGAACAAGAAAAUGUACAACAACAUGAACCCAUUCAAGAUCAAGAACGUGACAUUGUACAACAAGUUGAAGCUAUUCAAGAUUAUGAAAUUGUACAACAAGAUGAAGCUAAUCAAGAUCAAGAGCAUGAAAAUGUACAACAAACUGGAGUGGGUCAAGAUCAAGAAGAAGAAAGUAUGUUUCUUGAAUUUUUGUUUGAAGAAAAUGUGAAUCAAGAUUUUGAGAUUCAAGAACAUGAAGUUGAUUCUGGUAUGGCGAAAGCUCAAGAAGUGGUUUCAACCAUGGUUAUGACUGAAGUUCCAGAGAUCUCUGCAAACCAUGAGGAAGAAAUGGUCAGCAAUGAAGUUUUAGAGAGAGAAAGUGAGGUUUCAAAGGAGACAUGGGUUUGCAGUACAGAUUUCAUCAGACGAAAAUCCAAUAAAAGAAAACCUCCACCGCCGCCGCCGCCGGUGGUCAAAAAGGAUGGCGAAGAUGAAUCGAGGGUUUGUUCUGCUGCUAAUGCUAUUGCCAUCAUAAACAAUGUGAUGAGGGUGGCCGAAGGAGGACGCCAAUCGUCGUUACAGCAGCCGGCACGGUCAUCUUGUUCAUUACCGGCACCGCCGUCGAUGGCGACGAUGUUAGAGCAGAAACUGGCGGAUGCGAUGGGAUACGAGCCGUUUGUGCUGACAAGGUGCAAGUCGGAGCCGAUGAAAACGGCGGCGGCUAAGCUACUACCGGAGAGUUGCGUUUGGGAAAACAGGAAGUUGGAGCGGCUGAGCCGGGGUACAUUUGGUGUCGGCGCAGCUGGAUUAGGGUUUUGA